AUGAGAGAGCAUCAAAGAGAUACUGAAAAUGUAAAUGAGGGAGAUGGUGUGAGAGAGCUAGUUAUAGAUAAUGGGAAGAGACUAGAAGCUGCUGCUAGUGAUCAAGCUCCUGAUGAUAAUGAUUGGGCUGAAAAAGCUCUAGAUGAUGAUGACACUAGGAGCAUUAAUAGUUUUGAGGAUAAGGAUGAAAUGGUGAGAUGUCUAGAGUUUAAUGAGAAGACUAGCAUGAGUAACCCUCAGUUAUGCAAGGGUAUGAAGUUCCCAAAUGGGAAGGUGUUUAGGGCUGCCUUGAAGGAAUAUGCAGUGAAAAAGCCUGUGAACAUUAAGUUCAAGCUUAAUGAAAAGACCAAAGUUUUCGUCCACUGCAAGUAUGAAUGUGGUUGGAGGGUAUAUGCAUCACAGAUUUCAGGGAAGUUAACCUUCCAAAUAAAGACCAUGGUUCCAACUUGUACAUGUGGGAGGACAUUCAAGCAUAGCCAGGUCACUUCUACAUAUGUGGCUAGGAAGUACUUGGAUGAUUUCAACAAAGACCCUAAUUGGGCAAUUUCUAGUGUGAAGUAUCGAGUUAUGCAGGAUGUGUCUGUGGACUUAAGCAUAAAUCAAGUGUACAGAGCUAAGAGGAAAGCUAGAGAGUUCAUACUAGGUGAUGAGAGGUUGCAGUAUGGGAAGCUUAGGGACUAUGUAGAAAUGAUAAGAGUAACUGAUGUGGGGAGUAAGGUGAUUCUGCACACUGAAAUUACUGAGCCUAACACACAACCCAUGUUCAAGAGGAUAUAUGUGAGAUACAAUGCACAGAAAGUUGGAUUCUUAGAGGGGUAUGAUAUUGGGAGGCCAAAUGAGUUAAAUCUGGUGUUCAUUUCAGAUAGGCAGAAGGCAGAUGGGUUGAUACUUGCCAUAGAGAUGUUGUUCCCAACAGUUGAACAUAGAUUUUGUGUGAAGCAUAUUUACAACAACUUUAAGUUAAACUUCAAGGGUUUAGAAUUGAAGGCUGCAUUAUGGAGGUGUGAUACAACAACAACAGUUAGGGAAUUUGAGAAGAGAAUGCAAGAUAUGAAGGAAUUAGACAAAGAAGCAUGGGAGUAUCUAGCAGACAUCCAACCAACCCAAUGGACCAAGUUACAUUUCACUCUAAGGACCAUCUCUAAUUGUUAUGUGAACAAUCUUAAUGAGUCAUUUAAUUCUUUGAUACUAGAAGCUAGGGAUAAGCCUAUCAUUACCAUGCUAAAGUGGAUUAGGGUUAGGUUGAUGACUAAAAUGUACAGUUGCUAUAUAUAUGAUAUUGAUAAUGAGUAUGAGAGGCCUGUAGUUAACCUUACAAGAAAGUGUUGUACUUGUAGAGUUUGGGAUUUGACAAGAAUCCCAUGUAAACAUGGUGUUGCAGCAAUCUAUAAGAACCUGGAAAGGCCUGAGGAUUAUGUGCAUGCAUGCUAUAGAAAUGAUGCCUAUGUGGCUGUACAUAAGGAGAUGAUUACCCCACUGCUUGGCCAAGAUGAAUGGGUUGAAACCAACCAACCUGCCCCUAUUGCUCCAAUUGUGUAA
This is a messenger RNA of Quercus robur (English oak), 1539 nucleotides long. RefSeq lists its product as uncharacterized. Bases 1 to 1539 code for a protein of 512 amino acids. The transcript has 5 exons. Gene Ontology annotation, molecular function: zinc ion binding. The record is from RefSeq and is a predicted model, not a curated record. NCBI's taxonomy places the organism in Eukaryota, Viridiplantae, Streptophyta, Magnoliopsida, Fagales, Fagaceae.